This is a messenger RNA of Bombyx mandarina (wild silkworm), 2603 nucleotides long. RefSeq lists its product as uncharacterized. Gene Ontology annotation, biological process: proteolysis. The record is from RefSeq and is a predicted model, not a curated record. Gene Ontology annotation, molecular function: serine-type endopeptidase activity. Lineage: Eukaryota; Metazoa; Arthropoda; Insecta; Lepidoptera; Bombycidae.
UCCAGUUUCCACCAUCAGACGCGCAACACUAUAAUCACUCGGACGCCUUGUGUUUGUUAACUGAAUACAAUAUUGUUUUUAAAUACAUUCAAAACAAAUUCGAUCUUGAUAUUCGAAAUCGAGGUUCGAAAGUGCGGGCGGGCUUUAAGUUAAAGAAAAGUUCGUUCUCCAGAGCUUUCGGUUCAGUGUUUUCAUCGAUAUUAGUACAAUGUAGUGGAACUUGUGUUUCGCAGCUCUGUAUAUUGUCUUGUGUUGAGAUAUGUUGUGAAGAUGCACGUUAAUUAUAUAUUAACAUUUCUCUUCGCCUGGAACUUAACGAUUUUGACCAGCAGCCAGUUCGUUGGUUUUGUGCCGUCAAAUAUAGUUGAGAAUCAGCCGCCAAUCACAAAUAGGCCCGUCACAUAUUCGCCUGACCCUGUCGAUGGCUUUCAAGAAGAUGAACCGACGUUGGAGAUAGGUCCUGAUGAAGACGACAUGACUUCGGUGGAGAAGAGGAGAUACUUUGAAAUUGCUGAGCGAAUGUGCGAUAAAUACAAAUCGUUGAACACAAAAAAGAUAGUGGCCAUCCCGCUGCUUCCGUCGGCGCAUGGCGUCGAAGUAAAUGUCUCGGAUUGUACACCCAUCAAAAUACCGCUUAUCAUCGGAGGGCAGGUCGCUACGAUCGAGGAGUUCCCGCACAUGGCCCUAAUAGGAUGGAAGAAUGCACAGGACUAUGGAUAUUCUUGGAAGUGCGGGGGGUCGCUCAUCAGCGACGAAUACGUCCUGACUGCCGGUCAUUGCACGUACCAGGAAAAGGAUUACAGCGUCAUCAGCGGAACACCCCGCGCGGUUCAACUCGGGUCGGCGCGCCGGGACGACCGCCGCGCGUUGAUCCUCGGCAUCUCCACCGUCAUUCGACACCCGAAGUACAAACGGAGGAGGUCCUACUACGACUUGGCUCUUGUUAAGCUGGUCUCCAAAGUGAGAUUCUCGGACCAGAUCAGGCCGGCUUGUCUAGGAGUUCCACCGGCAGAAGGGGAGAGAGUCGUCGUCAGCGGUUGGGGACGAACCGAAUUUGGUGGAGACGCAUCCGCGGACCUUCGGAGCGUCUCCGUUGAAAUCUGGAAUAUGCAAGAGUGCAGGGAGACAUGGGGCACCUCGUUGAAGCUGCCAAACGGACCCACGCCUGAUAGCCACGUCUGCGCUGGUGAGAGGAAAGGGGGCAAGGACACAUGUCAGGGGGACUCCGGGGGGCCAGCCCAGGUGGAAGACGGCUGCGUGUGGCGCGUCGUGGCUGUCACCUCGAUCGGGAGGUCCUGCGCCGCUCCGCAGACUCCAGCGCUAUACUCCAGAUUACAAAUACCGUUUAUAAUCGCACAAAUAUUCGGCAACCAGCCGUCGUAUAAUCAAAACGAUCAUCAGACGAACCAAAAUCACAAUAACAAUGACAGACAGACAAACCCAGACAGACAGACAAACCCAAAUCGCUACGACGAUCAGCAGGAAAACCGAAAUCGUCCCAACAAUCAACACUUUAAUAAUAAUUUCGGUUUUAACAGCAACAACAAUUUUAAUGGUCAAACAAUCGACGAUCGGAAUCAAUAUUACAAUCAAAAUGUCAACAAUCAAAACAAGCACACCCAUAACAGUAAUAAUCAAGUUUUAUUUAAUCAAGAUCAUUAUAAUGCUCCGAGUUAUGAUGCCCAGGAUCAUUACAGCAGCCAGGAUAACCAGUAUAACAAUCAGUACCAACAGGAUGUAAGACGUCCGGAGGUUAGUGAUAAUCGACAACACAUUAACAAUGUCUACGGAAAAGGCCCUCCAAGGACUGAGAAUUUUAAUUUCCAAAAUGACAGGAUACAUGCUGAAGAGAAUUAUCAAAACAAUCAAGGCUCAUACGUAACGCAACCACCUGAACACGAUCGUCCUAUAAACGAUUAUAACAAUCAAAAGACUGAUUAUAACAAUCAAUAUUCUGAUUAUAACAAUCAAAACGAUCGCGACGCUACACGAACAUCGGAUUACGGAAGUCAAAGCAACAGAUAUACCGAACAAAGGUCUGAUCACAGAAAUCAGGAAUACGUAAAGGAUAAUAAGAGAUUGAGAGAUAGCGAUCGACUUGAUUAUAACAGAGGGUAUAGUCGAGAGGAUUUUCGGAUUGCAAACUGGAAUUGAUUUGAUUACGUAUGUUUAAUUAGUAGGAGUGUAAUGUAGUGCUGCGUUUGCGCUUGUCGCCACCGUACUGACUAUAUUAACUGGUUUGGGGGAGGGGGGGUUGGUACUGGAAGUCGAAGCAGUUCGGUACCAGCUCGGCGGUUUUAUUCGUUUGAUGUUUCGCAAGGUGAAUGGCCUCUCGAAAUUUGACAAUGUAUUAACCAUUGAUGGUUCCAAGUACAUUGAUGCUAUGGUUUUUAUUUUUAUUUGUUGUGAAGUCCGGCACUAAUCUUGAAACAUAUAGCCUCAAUAGUAACUGUUGACUACCCUCUGUUUCGCGGUAGAAUCAGGCAGUAGGGGUAUUUAUCCACCCGUGUGGGCUCACAAGAAGCUUACUACCAGUUUUUUUUAUUACACGAUGUUAUUCCUUCACCGUGGAAGUCAAUCGUGAACAUCUGUUAAGUACGUAU